Messenger RNA from Penicillium crustosum, 894 nucleotides. RefSeq lists its product as uncharacterized. Bases 1 to 894 code for a protein of 297 amino acids. NCBI's taxonomy places the organism in Eukaryota, Fungi, Ascomycota, Eurotiomycetes, Eurotiales, Aspergillaceae. The transcript has a single exon. The record is from RefSeq and is a predicted model, not a curated record.
AUGAUGUCUCCUCCCACAGACCUUGGCCUAGAUGGAACUACCUCGGUCCUUAGAGAACGACACCCCGAAGAUCCAGAAAAGGAAGCCUCCAGCAAACAGCCUGUCUGUUUCGAGGAUAAAUAUCCUGAAACAAAAUCAAACCCCGUCGAUGAGCUAGAGUUACACCCCGCAAUGACCACGGAGAUGAUCAACAUAUUCCGACAGAAGGGAACCGACUAUCAGUCUUGGAUCAAUUCCCCAGAAGACACAAACUGCCAAAGACCAUGUAUCGUUUCACCAUCCACACUACAAAUGCACCAUCUGAUACAUCCCUCCAAUGACAGGCAUCGAUGGGACGCAUAUUGCAACGAGUGGGUGGGUGCACCCGAAGAAAUUGGCGAUCCUCGUCCACUCAAUCUGCCCACUGGACUGGGUUACCACCAGCUAUUUAUUCGCAAACUCGGAGUCGAGAAAGAUGGUUCCCUGGGUUGGAACAAAUACCACGGACGUGUGGCACACACUGCUAUCUUUGCUGAUAACAAUGUCAGACUUGAUGGACCUCAAUGGUCGGAAAUCGCUCAGGCUCACUACCAAGUUUUCUUUGAUAUACAUUCUCUGAAAUAUGUCUUUCGUAUGACGGUCGUCAACGAGGAGACACAUACUUUUGUGGAUAAGGUGCUUUAUCCGAAAUAUGAGCUUGAGCUUGCUGGAGAUAGUGAAGUGAGGGCAUGGUUGUAUGAUACUGAGGAGUAUCGGGAAAUUAUGGGGACGUCCUUGGGGAAAGCCGUCGGUGCCCUGGUUUUGGGUGCUUUCCCUAGGGGUACACAUCGCAUUAUCCAAAUUCUUACUUGGCAGUAUGAUGGAGACUUGCAGAUGAGGUUUGAUAUCUCACGGCUUCCUAUGGGUCAACACUAA